AGUGUUUUGUUCAUUUAUACCAAAUAAUGAUUAUAUCGUCAUUACAAUAAAAUAUGCAAAUGCUUCCCCCCCCCAUACUCUAAACCUGGCCUGGCCAACCCGCGGCUCGCGAGCCUCAUGCGGCUCUUUAACUAGUUUCAUGCGGCUCUUCAGGAGCUGUCACAUGACAUGUGUCAAAAAUGCUUGGCUGGCGCUGUCAUUCACUCCCCCUACAGCUAGAUGGCACACUGACCAUGUAAGCCUGUUUGAGUGACGUCAGACGAGCGACGAGAUAAUCUUUGGUGUGACAUCAUUUGUGUUGUAAACAAUUUCCGACAAGUUACCUCUUGAAAUGGCAGGGGGAAAAAAAGCACAGCCAAACGAAAAUAUGAAGAAGAACACAGGACGUUUUUGCCAGAGUGGGAGAGUUUAUAUUUUUUUGUUAAACGUAAUGGCAAGCCGAUCUGCCUUAUAUGUCACGCAGCAUUAGCGCAUUUCAAAGCUUCAAAUCUUCAGCGUCACUUCAGCUCACUCCACCCUAACAUCGAACAGGAAUUUCCAAAAGGGACUGAACUUCGCAAGAACAAGUUGGUCGCUUUGAAAAGCAAGGCAGAAAAGCAGGUGCAGUUUUUCAAAAAAUGUACAAAACACUCGGAGACCGUAACGCUUGCAUCAUAUCAGCUGGCUCGGAACAUAGCACGGGCUAAAAAGCCAUACAAAAAAUUCCUCAUUGACGCCUUUGAGAUCUUGGCUCCUGGAGACGACAAACUAAAACGGAGCGUAUCAGACGUUUAACUGUCCCGCCACAGUGUUAAACGCAGAAUAUCGGAUAUUAAUACAGCUGUUGAAUCACAGUUGCACUCUGACCUUCAAGCAUGUGAGUAUUUUAGUGUGGCAUUGGAUGAGAGUUGUGACAUACAAGACAAGCCUCAGUUGGCAAUAUUUGCACGGUCUGUGUCAAAUGAAUGUAUGAUCAAAGAAGAACUCCUUGAUAUUGUGCCAUUAAAAGACAGAACCCGUGGCAUAGAUGUGAAGGAAGCAAUGAUGGCUGCGUUUGCAAAAGCAAAUCUGCCCAUACCGAAACUAACUGCAAUAGCCACGGACGGAGCGCCAGCCAUGAUCGGAUCCGUGAACGGGCUUGUGGGGCUGUGCAAAGCUGAUCAAACAUUUCCCGACUUUUGGAAUUUCCACUGCAUCAUCCACAGGGAGCAACUCGUGUCUAAAUCAUUGAAUUUAAACAACGUCAUGAAGCCUGUGAUGGAAAUCGUCAACUACAUCCGUACACAUGCGCUUAACCACAGGCAAUUCAGGAAUCUCAUCGCUGAGCUGGACCAAGGGCUUCCAGGUGACCUGCCGCUCCACUGCACUGUGAGGUGGCUGUCAAAAAGCAAGGUACUCUCUCGCUUCUUUGAGCUUUUGGAUGCUGUGAAACUGUUCAUGGAAGAGAAGGACAAGGACUAUCCCGAGCUCUCAGACCUCGAGUGGAUUAUGGAUCUGGCAUUUUCAGUCGACAUGCUGUGUCACUUGGACAGACUGAACCUGACCCGGCAGGCCAGUGAGCAAGACACCAGCGCCGCCCUGAAAAAGAAGAGAGACAGAUAUGCAACACUGGUUGCAAACCUGCACGAAAGCUUUGUGACCCGGUUCUGUGAGCUACAACUGAAAAGACCACAGAUUACGUUCCUCGUCGACCCAUUUAAUGCGGAGACAGACUGUUUGAAAGACCCCCUCGUCACAGAUGAGGCUGCGGCUGAGUUGGAGAUGAUCGACCUUUGUGAGGAGGAUCAACUGAAAGCUGUUUUAAGGGAAGGGACCGUUGAGUUCUGGAAAAGUGUGCCAAUGGAAAAAUACCCCAACAUCAAACGAGCUGCGCUUAAGAUACUGUCCAUGUUUGGGUCAACGUACGUCUGCGAGUCUGUGUUUUCUACCCUGAAACAUGUGAAAUCAAAGCAUCGAUCUGUUCCGACUGACACUCAUUUGAAAGAAUUGCUUAGAGUGGCAACAACAGAAUACAAGCCAGAUUUGAAGAGGAUUGUUCAAGAUAAGGAAUGCCAGAAGUCUCACUAAGCAGCAUAGUAAGAGAAAGAUGUUAUUGAAAAUGAUUCUAUUAUUGUUUGUGGACUUGCUUGAACUGAGAGUUUGUGUGUGUGAGAUGUUAACUGUUGAAAAUUACUGAUAUUAUCAUGUUGGUGUGGUUCUUUUCAUUAGAUCUGGCUGAGCAGAGG
Molecule: messenger RNA, 2204 nt
Organism: Phyllopteryx taeniolatus (common seadragon)
Lineage: Eukaryota; Metazoa; Chordata; Actinopteri; Syngnathiformes; Syngnathidae
Product: general transcription factor II-I repeat domain-containing protein 2A-like
Exons: 2
Coding region: 949-2046 (365 amino acids)
Molecular function (GO): protein dimerization activity
Source: RefSeq, a predicted model, not a curated record